Messenger RNA from Rosa chinensis, 737 nucleotides. RefSeq lists its product as uncharacterized. The record is from RefSeq and is a predicted model, not a curated record. Bases 83 to 703 code for a protein of 206 amino acids. The transcript has a single exon. NCBI's taxonomy places the organism in Eukaryota, Viridiplantae, Streptophyta, Magnoliopsida, Rosales, Rosaceae.
UAUAUAGAGAGAGAGUGCAGAAGAUGAAGAAAAACAAUAUGAACGCAGCAGUAAGAGUUGGAACAACAGCAGAAGUUGAAGUAUGGAGUCCUCAUCAGCAACUCCAGGCAGAAACACAGUAUUUCCAGCCAUGAAGCUACAUCCAUAUUCUUCCUCUCCAAGACGGCCAUUUUCUUUUUCACCUUCAUCUUUUGUAUCAUCCUUUAAUGUCCCUGAUCAUGAUGAUUCCCCUGCCACCACCCCGUUUCGACUUUCUGGUGUCCCAUUUUCCUGGGAACGUUUUCCUGGAAUUCCAAAGAAACAAAGCUUCAAUUGCAAGAAGAAUGAACAGUACUGCAGCUCACCAUCAUUGAAGGUUCUCCCAUUGCCUCCUACAACUGCUCAUCAAGCUCCGAAAAAGAAGUCCUCAUCCAACUCAAAGCAGACUAGUACAUUUCCAAAAGAUCCUUUUGUUGCUGCUUUAAUUGAGUGUUCCAAGGAGGAAGAUGAAGAAGAAGAUCAAUAUUCCAAGAACAAUGGUCAAUGGAGUGCCAAGGUAUCAAGAAGUGUAAGUGACAGGUUUGGAUUUGUCAAUCUUUAUGCAUCGUCGUGUAAAAGAAGUUGUGCAGUUUCUCAAUCUAUCAUACAUGUUCCGAGGCCGCUCAGUAGAACCUCCUCUAACUACGAUCUACUUAGUCACCGUUCCCGUUCCCGUUCCCGAUGAGUUUGUCAUCAUCAUCACCCAGACAACAAUAAUA